AUGGUCGCCCCAGUGGAUGGUCCUUCAGCAGCCCCUGGAACAGGAUUUGAGGUUGGCAAGCACAACACUGCCCUCCAAGCCCACGUCGCCUUUUUCGACAGGGACGAUGAUGGUAUUAUUUGGCCUGGUGAUACAUAUAGAGGAUUUCGAGAACUCAAGUUCGGCGUGUUGCUCUCCAUUCUGGCGAUGCUUGUUAUUCAUAGCGGGUUCUCUUACAUAACCUGGGGAAGCAUCCUUCCCGACCCUUUUUUCCGCUUGAAAGUAAAGUACAUGCAUAGGGCAAAGCAUGGAUCAGAUUCUGGUGUCUACACCACACUCGGCGAGUUCGAUGACAAUAGGUUCGAAUACAUUUUCAACAUGUAUUCCACUGAACCGCAUACCCACCUUACGUUCACUGAGGGUGUCAGAAUGGUUCACGGGAAUCGAAACCCAUACGAUCCUUUUGGCUGGUUUUCUGCCGUGUUUGAAUGGCUUUCUACAUAUCUCCUCCUUUGGCCAGUCGAUGGUCGAGGCAUGAGAAAGGAGGAUGUGAAAGCUAUCUAUAAUGGAUCGUUGUUCUAUAGAGUUUCUGGCAAAAAGCCAAAGUAUUAA
Messenger RNA from Psilocybe cubensis, 591 nucleotides. RefSeq lists its product as uncharacterized. The record is from RefSeq and is a predicted model, not a curated record. The coding region runs from base 1 to 591 and encodes 196 amino acids. Gene Ontology annotation, molecular function: calcium ion binding; monooxygenase activity. The transcript is spliced from 6 exons. NCBI's taxonomy places the organism in Eukaryota, Fungi, Basidiomycota, Agaricomycetes, Agaricales, Agrocybaceae.